AUGACAACUGCUAGCAAUGAGGGAAUUGUCAACUAUGUCAAUGAGCUUAAGGAAUCGGGAUUAAAUGGAAUCGUACACACUGAAUCGCAGGGCCAAUAUCGCGUGGAGAGAGAUAUUAUGUAUCAGCACUAUCAAAGAUGGUGUGAGACAGCUGGUGAAGUCCCUGAUAAGCGAUCGAAAUUUUGUGAGAAGCUCUCGAAGUUGGACAAGCGUAUCACAUUCAAGCGAUACAAAGAAAGUGGAGCCACUCCUUAUGGGUUCUUCUUUCCAAUUGACUUUAACCAAGUCUAA
This is a messenger RNA of Phytophthora nicotianae INRA-310, 291 nucleotides long. RefSeq lists its product as hypothetical. NCBI's taxonomy places the organism in Eukaryota, Oomycota, Peronosporomycetes, Peronosporales, Peronosporaceae. The record is from RefSeq and is a predicted model, not a curated record. The transcript has a single exon. The coding region runs from base 1 to 291 and encodes 96 amino acids.